Messenger RNA from Triplophysa rosa, 1960 nucleotides. RefSeq names its product glutamate-rich 2 (gene erich2). Bases 731 to 1600 code for a protein of 289 amino acids. The transcript has 9 exons. The record is from RefSeq and is a predicted model, not a curated record. NCBI's taxonomy places the organism in Eukaryota, Metazoa, Chordata, Actinopteri, Cypriniformes, Nemacheilidae.
UCUUUAGGACGGUAAUUUUAGCGGAUUUACGCAAUACGUUGGUUCCGGAUGGAGCUUGUUGCACUCGAAAUAUUUGAAGGUGAGAACCUAGUUGCUAUGGAAACAGUACACACUUGUUCGCACACCGCAGCCAGAAAGUCGAAUUUUUUUUAAAAAUACCUCAUAUAUUGUCAGUGAAGUUCACCAGUAUAGAUCGUUGAUUUUACAUUUUUAUAACUAACGGGUUUUUCUCGCAAAAAAUGAAGAGGUAAGAACGCACGAAUGACUUUUGUAAAUGUUUUAGUUUUGUUGACGUUAUUUCGCAACAAUAAUUUACAAAUGUGAUAUUUUUUAAACAUUUACUAUAAAACUUUUACAGUAGGCCUAUAUAGCUACUGUGGUCUCGUGUCUCAAUCUAUUAUAUACGACUGACCUGCAAGUCCAGAAGUGGUUCUCUUAAAAAUAAUCUGAUAACAAUACAUGGUUUUAACAUAAUCGUGCAUGAAACAGACGUUUUUGUGUCUAUUUAUUAUUUAUUUAUUUAGAGUUAUGGUCGAUUCAAGACCAUGACUGUAUAUUUACUUAUUUAUGGUAAGAUUACAGUGUAUUGGAAAGCUUUCAGAGGUGUCGUCAAAGGACACUGAAAAGGUGAGUCCCAAAUAGAGGAAAUUCUGAUCAAUUCUGAAUCAACUUUAAUACAAAGUGGAAAAUUUUUGCCAGCAUUGAUCAGUAUUUUUGUUAGUUUGUUUUUAUGUACAUCUAUUUAAAUUUUCCUGCUAUUUUUAUUGUAAUAAAGGAAACUGCACCCAUAAAGCCAGUGUGUGCCACCCCAGCAGAUCCUUUGCCAAAAAAAUCUGUGGAAUGGAAACCAAAGCAACAGAAACCAAAACCCAGUGGAAAGACAGAGGUACAAGAUCCUACUACAAACUCUGUCACAACAAAUCCCACGACGUUUGGAGCACAAAGUACCAAGAGGCAACAGAAACCAAAACCCCCAAAAACAGAGAGACAAGAUCCUUCUACCAACGCUGGCACAGCAAAUCACACGCUAACAACACAAAAUAAUGCGAGCGGAGGGCAUAAUACCCCUAAAGCUCCGUCCUUCAAAAAUGUAACCACGCAUGGACAUAAAGUGCCUAAACAGGUUGUGCGUGUUAUGACAGAACAACAAGCAACAUCUGAAGUGCAUUUAGACUGCAGACAUGAGCUACAAACCCUGUCUGAAAGUGACCCGAAUCCUCCUGUGGAACAUGAAAAGGAAGAUGAAAGUGAAGAAAAUGAGACAGCCGAAGGUCACGUGCCGCUAGAAUUAUUUGCAGAGUUCCUGGGUGCUGUUAUGACAAAGAAUUACCAACUUGCGAAGAAACUUUGUCAGAUGAUCCUAAUAUAUGAACCCCAGAACUCGGAGGCAAAGAGCUUUUUGCCACUCAUUGAAGAAAAAUUACUGAUAGAAAGUUCAGACAAUGAUAAUGAUGAGUCUGAUGAAUCUGACACAUCUGAUGAGGAGGAGGAAGGGGAUAGCAGUGAUGAUGAAGACACAGACGAUAAUGAAUCUUCAGAUAGCUGUGACACAGAUGAAGAGUCCACUGACAGCACAGAUGAUACAUCAUCAUCAUUAUAAAGGGAGGAAGACAUUAAACAAUGUCAAGUGCCUUUCUCAUCAGUGUUGUGCUAUUGUUUUUGGUAUUAUAUAUACAUGUCUUAUUUAUUUUGCAUAAUUAAUUUGCAUAGUGUUUGGAAGCUAUUAUGUGGAGAAAAGAUGGAAAUCUUCUAUAUUUUGACUGGAACCAUGUCCGUCUCCUUUUGAAAUUCACCGUUGUCGGAGCCUGCGGCCAGUGCUCCAGACAUGUAGCACCGGGUGUCCCAAGUUUGAGUCCCGGCUCGUGGUCCUUUCCCGAUCCUGCCCCUAUGUAAAAGUUUGUGGCUAUUCAAUAAACACAAGACAGAAUAGCGCCCUCUGGGGGGCAAGCUUCGAGUUGCG